CCCCAUGCAAACCCUACACCACCACCUCACAUUUCGUAAAUUUCAUCGCAUAUUCAAGAAAUAAUGGGUAAGUUUUGGUGUUUGAUUCUUGUUCUUGUUGUGUUUGCAUUUUUGCAUGCAAAUGCACGUAAUUUGCCUUCUGAUGAUGAUCAUGCUGGUGGCGUUACCGAUCAUCAGCAAACUGUACUGAAAAAUAAUGAUGCUGUUGCACCGGCAGCUGAGUCACCAGCCGGUACUGGUCUUAAAGACAAGAAGAAUUUCAUUUACGGCGGUGUUGGUGGCUUUGCUGGAAUGGGCGGCUACGCCGGCAUGGUUGGGGGUUUGCCUCUUAUUGGUGGAGUUGGUGGAAUUGGCAAGUAUGGUGGAAUUGGCGGAGUUGCCGGAGUUGGAGGUGGCCUUGGCGGUGCUGGUGGUGGUCUUGGGGGACUUGGUGGCCUUGGUGGUGGUCUUGGCGGUGGAGCGGGUGGUGGUGCUGCCGGUGGCGCAGCUGGGGGUGCUGGUGGUGGGAUUUUGCCAUGUCCUUAAUUGGGUCAAUAUUGAGGCAGUGGUUUAAAUUAGUUGGUAUUAAUGUUUUAGCGUAUUGUUUUAUAUGGCAAGUACUGUCCAUAAAUUUAUGUUUAAGUCAUGAAUUAGUAGUCUCUACUGAGGAGUACAUGGUAGAGUUUAUUUUUAUCUGUUGCUAUGUAAUGUUCUUUCAUGUUUUAAUGUUA
Mercurialis annua (annual mercury) is the source of this 710-nucleotide messenger RNA. Its product is annotated as glycine-rich protein 23. The coding region runs from base 64 to 525 and encodes 153 amino acids. The record is from RefSeq and is a predicted model, not a curated record. The transcript has a single exon. Lineage: Eukaryota; Viridiplantae; Streptophyta; Magnoliopsida; Malpighiales; Euphorbiaceae.